AUGCGCGAAAUUCUUCACAUCCAAGGAGGGCAAUGUGGGAAUCAAAUUGGAUCAAAGUUUUGGGAGGUUGUAUGUGAUGAGCAUGGGAUUGAUCCUACCGGCCGGUACACCGGAAAUUCUGAUUUACAGAUAGAGAGAGUAAAUGUAUACUAUAAUGAGGCUAGUAAUGGUCGUUAUGUUCCACGGGCCGUGCUUAUGGACCUUGAGCCCGGAACUAUGGAUAGUAUCCGGACCGGCCCUUAUGGGCAAAUUUUUCGGCCCGAUAACUUUGUUUUCGGGCAGUCUGGGGCUGGUAACAAUUGGGCCAAAGGGCACUACACUGAAGGUGCUGAGCUUAUUGAUUCAGUUCUUGAUGUGGUAAGGAAGGAAGCAGAGAAUUGUGAUUGCCUGCAAGGAUUUCAAGUAUGUCAUUCUCUUGGCGGUGGAACUGGGUCUGGUAUGGGAACUCUGCUUAUUUCAAAAAUCAGGGAAGAGUACCCAGAUAGAAUGAUGCUUACCUUCUCUGUUUUCCCAUCUCCAAAAGUAUCAGAUACCGUCGUUGAGCCUUAUAAUGCUACACUUUCUGUUCAUCAGUUGGUAGAAAAUGCUGAUGAAUGUAUGGUGCUGGAUAACGAAGCCCUCUAUGAUAUUUGCUUCAGGACUCUCAAGCUCACUACCCCAAGCUUUGGAGACCUAAACCAUUUAAUUUCAUCAACAAUGAGUGGUGUAACUUGCUGCUUGCGCUUUCCCGGUCAGCUAAACUCAGACCUGCGAAAACUAGCUGUGAACUUAAUCCCAUUUCCAAGACUUCACUUUUUCAUGGUAGGGUUUGCUCCUUUGACCUCUCGAGGUUCGCAGCAAUACCGUGCACUUACAGUCCCUGAGCUAACACAACAAAUGUGGGAUGCCAAGAACAUGAUGUGCGCUGCUGAUCCACGCCAUGGGCGUUACCUAACAGCAUCAGCAAUGUUUAGAGGGAAAAUGAGCACAAAAGAAGUAGAUGAGCAAAUAAUAAAUGUACAGAACAAAAAUUCUUCCUACUUUGUAGAAUGGAUACCAAACAAUGUCAAAUCUAGCGUUUGUGAUAUUCCUCCAAGAGGUCUUAAAAUGGCUUCAACUUUCAUUGGGAAUUCAACUUCAAUACAAGAAAUGUUUAGGAGAGUUAGUGAGCAGUUUACGGCAAUGUUUAGAAGAAAAGCAUUCUUGCAUUGGUAUACUGGGGAAGGAAUGGAUGAAAUGGAGUUCACAGAAGCUGAGAGCAACAUGAAUGAUCUUGUUGCGGAGUAUCAGCAGUAUCAGGAUGCUACAGCUGAUGAACAUGUUGAGUCCGAGGAAGAGGAAUUCUCCGAGAAUUGACUUUGUUCGGCUAAUUUGUUGCUCCGUAUGUUUCGAGCAGUAAUAAAUAAAUAGUUUGAAUUUUGUUGUUGUUGUUAUAUUGCUCUAUUUCCAUUAGUGAAAUGGCGUUGUACUAGCUGGUGUCAGCUUUGUUCGUUUGCCUUCUUAACUGAAAUUUUCUUGUUAAGAUUUGUGAAACCUUGAACUUGACCGAAUCAAUACAUUUUCA
Jatropha curcas is the source of this 1543-nucleotide messenger RNA. Its product is annotated as tubulin beta-4 chain. Gene Ontology annotation, cellular component: microtubule. Gene Ontology annotation, molecular function: GTP binding; GTPase activity; structural constituent of cytoskeleton. Gene Ontology annotation, biological process: microtubule-based process. The record is from RefSeq and is a predicted model, not a curated record. NCBI's taxonomy places the organism in Eukaryota, Viridiplantae, Streptophyta, Magnoliopsida, Malpighiales, Euphorbiaceae.